Messenger RNA from Aspergillus terreus NIH2624, 1083 nucleotides. RefSeq names its product D-isomer specific 2-hydroxyacid dehydrogenase family protein. The coding region runs from base 1 to 1083 and encodes 360 amino acids. The record is from RefSeq and is a predicted model, not a curated record. Gene Ontology annotation, molecular function: NAD binding. The transcript is spliced from 4 exons. Lineage: Eukaryota; Fungi; Ascomycota; Eurotiomycetes; Eurotiales; Aspergillaceae.
AUGGGUAGCAUCGGUCCCGCCAAAGACCGUCUCCUCGUCGCCUUCUUCUCCGAUCUGCCGGAGAGGUUGAUGACUGCCAUUCAGGCCAAGUUUCCAGAUGCCGAGAUCUCGACGGUUGUUCUUCCCCGGGGAGCGGAUAUCCCAAGUGAACAUGCCCAGAAAGCAACGCUGCUGGUUACUUUUACCAACCUUCCUCGCCCAGAAGAUGCGCAGAAUCUCCGACUCAUCCACUUCAUCUCUGCUGGCCUGGACCACUCCAUCCACCACCCGGUCCUGACCUCAACCAAUAUCCCUGUGACGACAAGCUCCGGCAUCCAUGGCCCUCCGAUUGCCGAGUGGACCGUGAUGAACUGGCUGGUUGCGUCGCGCAAGUUCGUCACUACAUACGAAAGCCAGAAGAAGCACGAAUGGGGUGGACCCAUGAAAUACAUGGACGGACUGUCGGACCAGGUGGGAAAGAAAGUGGGCAUCCUGGGAUACGGCAGCAUCGGCCGACAAAUCGCCCGCGUCGCGGCAGCCCUCGGCAUGACCGUCCACGCCUACACGGCCUCACCCCGGCCGACGCCCUCCUCGCGACAGGACACCGGAUACGUUGUCCCGGGCACAGGCGACAAGGACGGCUCGAUCCCCGUCUCCUGGCACCACGGCACCGACAAGGCCUCCAUCCACGCCUUCCUCUCGCUCGGACUGAACCAUCUCGUCGUCGCGGUGCCCCUCACGCCGCAGACGACGCACAUGCUCGGCGCCGAGGAAUUCGCCCUCCUGGCGGAGAAGGUGCCAGCCCACCACCCGCGCCCCUACCUCACCAACAUCGCCCGCGGCAAGGUCCUCGACCAGGACGCGCUCAUUGCUGCGCUGCAUUCCGGCCAGCUGAGUGGCGCCGCCCUCGAUGUCACGGACCCGGAGCCUCUCCCGGCGGAUCACCCGCUGUGGGAUGCGCCGAAUGUGCAGAUCAGCCCGCAUAUUAGCUCGCUAGGUAACGAGUACUUCCCGCGGGCGCUGGAUGUCCUCAGGGAGAAUCUGGCGCGGACGGAGAGGGGCGAGCCCAUGUUGAAUGAGUAUAAGCGGGAUAAGGGGUAUUAG